Molecule: messenger RNA, 921 nt
Organism: Entamoeba invadens IP1
Lineage: Eukaryota; Evosea; Mastigamoebida; Endamoebidae
Product: endonuclease III, putative
Exons: 1
Coding region: 1-921 (306 amino acids)
Biological process (GO): base-excision repair, AP site formation; nucleotide-excision repair; base-excision repair
Cellular component (GO): nucleus
Molecular function (GO): oxidized pyrimidine nucleobase lesion DNA N-glycosylase activity; DNA-(apurinic or apyrimidinic site) endonuclease activity
Source: RefSeq, a predicted model, not a curated record
AUGAAGAGGCAACCUUUAUCCGAUGUUGAGCUUCAAGAUCGUCUGAGUGUGUUUCAGCAAAUGAAGACGUACGUUGACACUCUUAACGCCGAAGAAGUUGAAUUUGGGACAACUCAUUUAGCAGACUUAUCCCCAACUCCUGAGUUGAAACCGUUCUAUGCCCUUGUUGGGGCUCUUCUUAGUCCGCUCACCUCUGAACCCCAGCGAAAGAAAGCUUUAACACAAUUAAUCGAGCAUUAUAAGGUAUUAACCCCAAAAACACUUUCCGAAGCUCCCGAAGACAUUUUACUUGAACUCUUAACUGGUUGUCGCUUUAAAGAGAAAAAGGUCAAGAACAUCAAAGCGUGUGCGACUUUGGUCCACACGAAGUAUCACGAUACUGUCCCAAAGGAUAUCGCAACACUCAAAACCUUUCCAGGAGUCGGUCUUAAAGUUGCGAACAUCAUUUGUUUUGCUGGGUACGGGUUGAUCUCCGCGUUGAAUGUCGACGAACGGUCUCUCCUCUUAAUGCGACGUUUAGAGUGGAUUUCGGCGGAGGAAAGUAAUCUGGAGAAAGUGCGCGUCGACGUUGAGGGGUGGGUCCCACAAGACAUCUGGAAUUGUUUUCCUAAGGUGACUAUUCUCUUUGCCAAAAAGAUAUGUAAAAAAGUCCCCUUGUGUGAACAGUGCGUUUUAGCACAGAAAAUGGUCUGCCCUUUUUACUGCCAUAAAAAUGGUCUCUUUCGGCGAAGUCUUGAAAAUGAGAAGAUGAGAGUCGAGAUUGAGAAUUUGGACGAAAAUGACGAGUUGGGAUUCGUAAUCGAUGGAAAGGAAGAAAAAGGAGAGUUUCUGUCGGGUCUUGAUUUGGUUGAACUUGGAGAGAUCCACAGCCAACAAAUCGAAAAUCAAAGCAAAAAUGAUGCAUCACAAGAUAAAAAUUGA